CGUCUCUUCUCGCGGUAACGUUAGUGUACUGUUAGCUUGCUAGCUAACCCCAUCGUUUCCAGGUUUCGCGUCGACCUGGAAAAAAAAGCAAAAGAGACACAGAAAGGCUACGCAGCCGAAUAGUUUUUGAACCCAGGCUGCACCGAGGAGCGGGACAAUGCCACACAACUUCCAGCCCGGAGACCUGGUCUUCGCUAAAAUGAAGGGGUACCCCCACUGGCCAGCCAGGAUUGAAGAUGUUGCUGAUGGGGCAGUGAAACCACCUCCUAAUAAAAUCCCAAUUUUCUUCUUUGGGACACAUGAAACAGCAUUCCUUGCAGCAAAGGACCUUUUUGCCUAUGAAAAAUACAGUGAACGCUAUGGAAAGCCCAACAAAAGGAAGGGAUUCAACGAAGGUUUAUGGGAGAUCCAGAACAAUCCACAUGCCUCCUACAGCGCCCCGCCUGUACCAGCCAGCUCGUCUGACAGCGAGGGCAACAACGCCGGAGGAGGAAGUGAUGAUGAGGAUGACGAUGAGGAAGAUGCCCCCGUGCCUCAGAAAGCAGACUCAGGAAGUGAGGUUGACUCCGAUUCGGGGAGUGAAGACCAAGGAAGGGGAGGAGGAGGAGGAGGAGGAGGAGUGAAGCGAAAGCCACCGCCACCUGUUAAGCGGCCUCCCCCUCCAAAAAAGGCUCGCGGCUCAUCCAGUGACAGAGAUGAAGAGGAGAGUGGAUCCCCCUCUGAAUCAGACCCCACACCUUCAGAGUCCGACGGUGGCAAGAACAGUGACCAGGAUUUUACUCCAGAGAAGAAAAUUGGUGGACGAGGCGGAAAGAAAGCAGGAGGCAGAGGGAAGAAAAAGAAGGCUUCGUCUGGCUCGGACUCAGACUCGGGAUCAGGGUCAGAGAAAAAAGCAGCGGACAGCGACUCAGAGGACGAGAAGCCUCGACCAGCUCUGUCUGGCUCUGAAUCCCACUCUGGCUCGAAGUCUGACUCGGACUCAGAUCCACCUCCUAGGAAGGGCCCACAGCCACGCAAGAAAGGUUCAGAAAAGCCAGCACCAAAGCCUCGUGCACGGAAACCCAAACCUGCCCCGGCAAAACGAGCACCCUCAUCCUCCUCCGACAGUGACAGUGACAGUGAUACGGACCGCAUCAGUGAAUGGAAGAAACGAGAUGAGGAACGUAGACGAGAGCUGGAGGAGCGCCGGAAAAAGGAGGAGGCGGAGGAGCUCCGCAGGCUACGUGAGAGAGAGAAGGAGGAAGAGGAGCAAAAGAAAAAAGACAAAGACAAGGGUAAAAAAGGGAGCGACAGUGACAGCAGCAGCAGCUCAGAUGAAGGUGUAGAUGAUCACCCGCUGAAGAAGUCCAAGAAACCCCCUCCACCGCCGAUCCCUGCGCCCUCUGACUCUGAUUCUCCGGCACCAACUGAGGUCAAGAAGUCAUCCAAGAAGCCCGACAACCAGAAGAAGGCAAGAAUAAAGAAAGAGAAGGAGAGAAAAGAAAGAAAGGAGAAAGAGGUAAAAGAGAAGAAAGCCAGACGGCCAGAGGAGAAGUCCAGAAUGAGGCCUAAGCCCGAAAAACCUAAACGCAAACCAGAGAGGCCGCCAGAGAGGAAAGUGGAAAAGAAAAAGGAGCCAUCGCCAGAAGAAAAGCUACAGAAACUCCACACUGACAUAAAGUUUGCACUCAAAGUGGACAACCCUGACAUAAACCGGUGUCUACAAGCCCUGGAUGAACUUGCAGCCGUGCCUGUCACCAGCCAGAUCCUCCACAAGAACGCUGAAGUUAUCGCCACACUAAAAAAGAUCCGGCGGUAUAAAGCCAGCAAUGCAGUCAUGGAAAAAGCAAGUGAGGUCUACAACAAGUUAAAACUUCGCUUUGUUGGAAAGAUGGAAGUGGCAGCUAAACCUCAAACACAGGACAAGGAGCCAGAGGAUGAAGAGAAGGAAACACAAAACACAGACUCCACUCCAGUAAAUGGGGAAUCAGAAGAGAAAAAAGAUGAUAUGGAGGUAGAAGAAAAUCCAAAAUCGCCUGCCCACGAGGAGAAUAAUGACAACACUGCUUCAAGUCCAAACAGACGGAGCCCGGACAGUCCUGCUGAACGACAGCUUCACACGUAUGAAGACGGAGACAACUCCAUCUCUGCAGAGACGGAACCUCCCGCUGUGGAAAGCUGAAAGACCUCAAACCACCACUGCAGUGGACCAAGUGCUAAAGACAGUGGCCUCUUUGUUUGACGUCAUACAGUGCUCCUGACUCAACAACACCGCAAACACACACCCAGCAUUUCCUACCGUAUCUGUUACAUCAACGUUAAUGUUUUGGACAUUUUGUACCAUAAUGAUAUCAAACCAGAAGGCCCUGUCGCUCAAAGCGUUCGGUCCAUUAUUUAUCACAGCAAAAAGGAAAGCUUAUUAGUGUGAUAGUUUGUGGCGCUGUGCAAACUCCUUUUUAUUUCUGAAAUGUACUUUUUCUUUUAUACAACUUUUGGCCCGUCCUGGAUCUUCACCGUGUACUCCUUCUACUGGCUACUUUGUUCUUUCUACCACAUGAACUCUUCUUUUCAUACCGUAUGUAUAAUUAACGAUCACAUUCUUAGCACUUCUUACCGGAAUUUAGGCGGGGGUAGUACGAAAUGAAACUUCAUUGAUUCUCGUGGGAAAAAGGAGCCAUGCCAUUGUUUUUUCUUCUUUUUUUUUUCGCUUGGAAGAUUUUGUGCAGCCCGUACAUCUGUUGGCUUUUUAUAAAGCCUACAAAACAUCACGAAGGCCUCUUGUCUGUGUGUAUGACAUUGUGGGAGUGGUAAAGUAAUAUUUGUGAGUCUUUUAUGUUAAGUAUUUUUUUAUUAUUAUCUGGUCUUGAUCCAGUUAAUCCAGUCUGAAAUGUAAAGCCAUUAAUUGAGUCACUUAAAACUGUUUUACAACUGAGGUCCACCUACUUUUUUAUAGCCUUGUUUGCAAAUAUUUGCAUUUACAGUUUUGUCUAAAAUAAUAACUGCUGUGGAGUUAAACACCUUGCACUCUCGUCUCCCCUGUAGUGUCCGCUUUCAGUAACUUGCGUAAUAAAUGGAUUAACUGUACAGACAGAAAACUGCCCUUAAAAGCUAU
This is a messenger RNA of Plectropomus leopardus (leopard coralgrouper), 3091 nucleotides long. RefSeq names its product HDGF like 2 (gene hdgfl2). The record is from RefSeq and is a predicted model, not a curated record. Gene Ontology annotation, molecular function: histone H3K9me2/3 reader activity; histone H3K27me3 reader activity. Lineage: Eukaryota; Metazoa; Chordata; Actinopteri; Perciformes; Serranidae.